Molecule: messenger RNA, 2261 nt
Organism: Adelges cooleyi (spruce gall adelgid)
Lineage: Eukaryota; Metazoa; Arthropoda; Insecta; Hemiptera; Adelgidae
Gene: abo
Product: DET1 homolog
Exons: 5
Coding region: 427-2082 (551 amino acids)
Biological process (GO): positive regulation of proteasomal ubiquitin-dependent protein catabolic process; protein ubiquitination
Cellular component (GO): cullin-RING ubiquitin ligase complex; nucleus
Molecular function (GO): ubiquitin-like ligase-substrate adaptor activity; ubiquitin protein ligase binding
Source: RefSeq, a predicted model, not a curated record
AUAGACUUGACAAUUUGUCAUUUAAAAAUUUUAAUUAUUUAAAAAUCUAGUGUCUACACAAUAAUAUACAAAGUUGACGUUUUCUGAACGAACAUACAUUUAAUGUAAAUUAAAAAAAAAUUCAAUAUGUUUUUAACAAUGGACCCAUUUGUAUUGCUUAUAACGAAUGUGCUACGUGUUUUUUAGUUGUAGAAUAUGAGAAAUUAUUUUAUCAACAAGUUAUUUAAUCUUAUAAAACAAGUUGUAUUGUAAUUUCAACAAGAAAUGUUAUGUGUUUGCGAGCGUUUUAAUUUGUUUGCUCAACUUGUAUAGUUAAAUUAAUAAAAUUAUGUUUUUAAAAAAUAUAUUUCACCGUCUGCCUGCCUUUAAAUUUGUCCGAGGAAGACUAUAUUGAUGGUAAAGUGGCUAUAGUACUUAGAAGUAGUCAUGUCCAAAGUACGUUUCGAACCUGGAUCCAUCACUCGACAAAGGUUACCGCGUAAAAAUAUUAUUCGUUCUUUAAUAGACCGCGAAACAAAUGGAAUAAAAUCAAGAAUGAAAUUUACCAAAUCAUUUUACCAGACUGUGUUCCCAAAUUGUACAAUAAUAAAUGUAGAAAAACCGCCGUGUUACCUAAGAAAGUUUACUCCUGAUGGUCGUCAUUUCAUAGCUUUCUCUCAUGACCAACUUUCAGUGGAAGUAUAUGAAUAUCAAGGAUGUUCAGCAGCAGCAAAUUUAUUAAGAAAAUAUAAAGGGAACUGUAUCAGCCAAAAUAAAGAAGGUGAAGCAGUUCGCAUGAAAAUAUUCGAUCGGCUGUUCAAAUUAAAACAUCGAAUAAGAGUGUCGCCCGACGGAGAACAACUUAAUAGAGAAUGUAGUUUAUUUACAGAUGAUGGAUAUUAUGUGUUAGUUGGAUCUGCUGCAAUCAUUCCUGAUGAUAUACGACCACAGUUUUAUGAAAUUUAUUCUAACAACGAAGCAGUAAGUCCUAAUCCACUUUUUCCACUAGAAGACUAUACGUUGCACUUGAUUGAUAUAAACCUUGGACGAUUAUGUGACUCCAUACACUUUAAGGCUGAUAAAAUAUUUCUUUCACAUAAUCAAGGAUUAUAUUUGUAUAAAGAUACAUUAGCCGUUCUCUCUGUUCAACAUCAAACUAUACAUAUUUAUAAAAUAAUUGAUAUGCAGUUAUAUUUGUUGAGAAGCAUUGGACGAUAUUGUUAUGAAGAUGAUCAGUUAUUGAUAACGUCGGUUUAUACAAUUAUGAACAGAGCUAUGUAUAGACCAUUCAGAGAAAGUAGCAUUAAUGGAUUAAAACAUAAGUUAAUGGUAUUUUUAUAUAAAAAGGCCCAAGAUGAAGCGAAAAGAACUGGUUCUCAAUUUCCUUUAAGAAAAUUUUAUCAAUAUUUUAAUCAGUUUUUGUCACUGCGAAUGUGGAAAAUGCAAUUAUUGGAUGAAAAUCAUAUACUAGUUAGGUAUGCUUCGGAAGAGGUGGCUACUAUAAAAAUUCAAGAGCCUAAUACACAAGCGUCAUUCUUUAUGAUUUAUAAUAUGGUUUCUACUAAGGUUUUAGACGUUUUUGAAAAUACAUCCGAUGAGUUAUUAAAUGUGUAUGAGAAUUUUUGCGAUUUUUUUCGUAACUCCAAAAUUAACCCAGAAGGAUUUAUGCCUUGUUCUCCAUCAAAUAAUAUAUUUUCAAAAGAAUCUCAUCAAAAGUUCAAAAAUACUAUUAUCAAUGCCAAAUUUGGAGGUACCACAGAGGCAAAUAAACGAAUAUUAGGCCAGUUACCAGUGGGAGCACAAUCUUUUACCAGCUCCCCAUACUUGGAUACAUCACUGUUUAGUUACGACGAAAAGUGGGUGUCGCCAAUGGAAAGGCCCAAAGUUGUUGGUGAAUACCCCAUAAGGUUCUACUCAAGAGAAUCGGGUCUGUUAAAUUUUUGCUUAUAUACCAGCGAGUCAAAGGGCCCCAAUAUAAUUGAUCGUAGACGGUUGGUGGCAUUUACAUUUCAUCCGACGGACCCUUUUGCUAUAAGUGUACAAAGAGACAAUUAUGAUUAUGUCGUUAAUUUUCAUAUACGUAAAGUAUACCUACCAGAAUAGGAAAAAAAUUGUAAUUUUCUUCAAUGUGUAUAGUUUUAAAUGUAAAUGGUCUAGAAAAGAUCAGAGAUUAAUAAUUUGUACAAAACAAACGUUCUAGUCUUUUUUUAUUUUUUAUUAUCAAUAGUCGAGUUGUUUUAUAUAUAAUACAAAUUAAGUAAAAUUAACAAUUUUACAUUAAC